This is a messenger RNA of Mangifera indica (mango), 1887 nucleotides long. Its product is annotated as protein JINGUBANG-like. The transcript has a single exon. The coding region runs from base 447 to 1676 and encodes 409 amino acids. Lineage: Eukaryota; Viridiplantae; Streptophyta; Magnoliopsida; Sapindales; Anacardiaceae. Gene Ontology annotation, molecular function: protein binding. The record is from RefSeq and is a predicted model, not a curated record.
AUAGUUUUAAAGGUUUACUUUAAAAGAGUUUUAUCUUGAGUGAGAACCUCCAACUGUCAGCCAGACUUUUAGCUUGAUAAUCCAGGGAUUGGAAGAUGACUGCAGUUUUUCUAUUUCCUUUGGAGGAAAUCAUGUGAUGAGUUUUUCCUCGCUGAAUAAAGAGACAGACACAUUUCACCUACUAAAUUUAAUGAAGGAUAAAGAGUUGCAUUAUUGUUUUCUAGUUUUGGUUUUGAGUCUUUUGAGCAUUCUUAUCUGGAAGUUGAAGCAGCUAUUUUAUUUCUCUGUUCCCCUGCAAAGGACCUCCAUCCAACAAUAGAUUAGUGUUAAACUGGGCCACUCUUGCUGCCUCUUUUGCAAAAGUAAUCCUUUAUCACAAAUGCUCUUUUCUUCUCUAUAUAUUCACUCAGUUUGCCUUCUCCUAAUUCACAUGCUCUCUCAGCUACAUGGGAAUCAUGGCAUGCUGUUGCCACUCAAAUUGUGAUUGUGAAUCUCAAUCUGCCAGCUUCCGAUCAGACUUGCCAACACCGGCCCUUACUUCUCAGCCAAGUCUCCACUCAGUUCCUUCCCUCACUUCACAAACCCACCAGAGACAAAGUAAUGUUUCCACCAUCCAUUAUCACUGCCUCACCACUCUAAAAGGCCACAAUUCUUAUGCAUCCUCCCUCACCCUUGCUGGCAAAUUCUUAUAUGUGGGCUCUUCUGACAGAGAAAUUCGCUUGUGGGAUUGCAAUCCUUUAACUUUACAGCUUGAUCAAGAAAUUAUGAACAACAACAUAGUAGCUGUUGGCAAGGGCGCAGUGAAGUCCCUAGUUGUGUUAGCAGACAAGCUCUUUAGUGCUCAUCAAGAUCAUAAAAUUCGGGUGUGGAAAAUCAACAACGAAGAGCAUGAUCAUCAUCAGCAGAAGUACACUCGUUUGGCCACACUACCAACCCUCAGUGACCGCGCUUUGAAGCUACUUUUUCCCAAGAAUCAUGUGCAAAUUCGGAGACACAAGAAAUCCACUUGGGUCCAUCAUGUUGACACAGUGUCAGCUCUUGCUUUAACCAGCGAUGAGACUCUUCUCUACUCAGUAUCAUGGGAUCGAACCAUCAAAAUUUGGCGAACGUCUGACUUCAAGUGUUUGGAGUCUAUCACAAACGCUCAUGAUGAUGCAAUAAACGCAGUAGCAUUAUCCAAGGAUGGACAUGUUUACAGUGGAUCAACUGACAAGAAAAUCAAAGCGUGGAGAAAAAAAUCCGGAGAGAAGAAACAUUCUCUAGUUUCAACUCUGGAGAAACACAAAUCUGGGAUUAAUGCCUUGGCGCUGAGCACUGAUGGGUUUGUGUUGUACUCAGGUGCAUGUGAUAGAUCGAUACUAGUUUGGGAGAAAGAGGAGAGUGGCAACAUGGAGCUUGUAGGAGCCUUGAGGGGUCACACAAAAUCCAUAUUGUGCAUUGCUGUGGUUUCAGAUUUGGUGUUGAGCGGUUCGGCGGAUAAAACCAUUAGAAUAUGGAGAGGAAUUGAUAGAAAUUACUCUUGUUUGGCAGUCCUGGAAGGCCACAAAGGCCCUGUCAAAUGUUUGACUGCAGCCAUUGAUAAGAACUAUAAUCACUCUGAUGCCACUUAUCUUGUUUACAGUGGAAGUUUAGACCGGGACAUCAAGGUAUGGCAGAUUUUUGUUCCUCUUCACUAGAAAAAAAAAAUAGUUCUCAUUUUUCUUCUGGGGAUUUAUGUACAUAAGCAAUGAGAUUGUGUAUUUUCUUUAAGAGCUCCUCCUUGCUUUCCUGGAAAGUUCCGGCGGCAGAUUUGUCCUAAUCUUUUCGAAUGCAUAACUUUAGUCCUACCACUUUCAAUGGAUUGGCUUUCAUUAUAAUUUUAUGAAGUGAAAUUCUUUCUUUAUUUUA